Molecule: messenger RNA, 3694 nt
Organism: Sphaerodactylus townsendi
Lineage: Eukaryota; Metazoa; Chordata; Lepidosauria; Squamata; Sphaerodactylidae
Gene: CSPG5
Product: chondroitin sulfate proteoglycan 5
Exons: 10
Coding region: 1-2712 (903 amino acids)
Biological process (GO): nervous system development
Source: RefSeq, a predicted model, not a curated record
AUGGCUUCUGGUGAUCCUGUUACCCCCUUUGCUGCCCUUCCACCUCCGCAACAGAGAGCGGAAGACCAUGGACCACUGGAGGGGGACCAGGUUAAAACUUCUCAGGUGGCCCCUGGGCCAGGCCCUUUGCCUUCGAAGGAGCCACUCUCCCGAACUCUCUGCACGAAGCGGACGGAGGCCCAAAGCAGGGGAGAGUGUUGCCCGCAGCUUGUGACUGCUGUGAGGGGCAGCCCGCAAGAUAAGGGGGACCCUCUGGCUCAUUCGGCAGGGAAAGCAAAUGAAGGCAAACGCCCAAGGAGGGGGGGUCGCAGGCUCAAGCAGCGGCUUCUGGUGGGACACUGUUUCACACUUGCUGUCCAAGGAGGGUUUGCGGAAGAGGGAAACGGCCUUGGCCUGCUGCCCGUGUGGCUGUGGCUAGUGAAGAAAGAGGCAAGAGGAAAACUGGUUGGCAGGACGGACGAGAACGAGAGGUUUGACAAAGCCCCCACAGGAAGUUGUUGGAGGAAUCUGUCCAAGGCCCACUGCCCACAGCGGGCGCAUCAAAGGACUGCACGGGAUCCCAGGGAGGCUGUGGAAAAGGGUAAACUGGUGCCUGAAGGCAGUUUUGAGAUGGAGUGCUUCUCCGCCUGCCCGCCCCGCGGGGGUCUCGGGGGACGUGGGCCCUGGUUGCAGGAGGGGGCGGGAGUGGCGAGCGGGCCGGGGGGCCGUCUUGGGAGCGCGUCUGUGCGCGGCUGCGGACGGAGGGCGGGCGGGGAAGGCGGGAGGGCGGGGCUCGGCGGCGGCGGCGGCGGCGGCGGGCGGGCGGGCGGGCGGGAGGCAGCAAGGAUGGGGCGCCCGCCGGCCCUGCUGGCCCUCUUGGCGCUGCUGGCCGCGGCCUCGGAGCAGCAUCCAAGACCCUUCAAUGCCACCAGCCACGUCCCAGAGGCCGCCUGGAAGGGGGGCAGCAGCCAACAGCAGCAGCAGGCGACCGGGAGCAGAGAGGCCGCUGGUGGGGAGGAGCAUCCAGCCCCCCAGAGGAAUGUUCCUGGGGCAAAGGAAUCCCACCGCCCCCCACCUGCUGCCCUCCCAGGGGGCGGAGAGGUUGCUGCUGCUGGUGACCCAGCUGGCGGCAGCCCCCCUGGGACGGGCAUCUCGGUGAGGUACUUUUCUGGUGAGAGCGGCCCUGAGACAAAUCAGACGGAGGUGACCCUUUGCUUGGGCUGCCCGGGCGGGAGGGGUCAGCCGCAGGACCCUCUGCUGGGUGACCUCCGGGGGCCGAUGGAAGCGCUCUCCAGCAUAACCAGUUUCGCCCUGCCAGUCCAGGAACAAGAUGGCGCCCAGAAGUUGUCUGAGAGGAGAGAAUUGCCAGGGGGGGCGUCUCCCCUCCCUGGAAGCCAAGAAGAGGCGGGAAGUGGAGACCAGCAUGCCACGGCCCCCCCAAGUGAGGGAACAGUGCCCAAGGGGCCUGAAUGGACCGCUGCCCCCACCGCCCUGCAGUUUGCCACAGAGACGAGUUCGCCCGCAGGCCAAGACUUCAGUUACGAUGCAGACGAGAGAGAGAUUCUGCUCGACACCGGUGGGGGGGUGGCCGUGCUGCCCUCCCCCACUCUGAGCGGCCCUGUCCAGGCGGCAGAGGAGGGUGUCGCGGGGCAAGACUCGGCCCAAAAGGAGGAGCCUCUUGAGUUGUGGGUGGAUUCGGCGAGCAGCUCACCCGCGAAGGACGCUCAAGGCCACCUCGACCUGGCCUGGCUCAACACAGAAGCGCCCCGGUUGGCUGCCACGCCUCCCGUCCAGGAUGUCCAGACCCCGAAGCCGUCUCCGGACCCCUCCGCCUCAGAGAUCAUCGACACUGGGUACCUCCUGACCCCUCUUUGUCUUGCGGACAGCAGGUGGGAGACUGAUGCAGGUUGCACCAAGAGGAAACCUUCCGAUGACAAAGGGAUGUCGUGGUCUCUUCACGACCUCUACGACGACUUCACGCCCUUUGACGAGUCGGAUUUCUACCCCACCACUUCCUUCUACAUUGACGGGGAAGAGGAGGACCUGGACGAGCCCGAGGAUGACGAGGAAGAGGAAGACGGGGGAGGGGGGUUGGCUCGGGAUCUGGAGGAUGAGAAUGACUACCGGAUCCCCACCCCGGGGAUGCCGAAAAUCCAGACCGCGGUCCGGGAAGUGGAAUCCACCAGCCGGCGCUACGUUGUCCCGCCGCUGCAGACUUUCGUGGCCCAUGGGGGUCUUGGUGCGGCCACUCCUAGGCCCCGGCCAGCCGAAAGCGGCAAGGACCAGAGCCUGUCUGGCGGUGGUGAGAAUGGCACCGACUGCCGGAGCGGCUACGUCCGGCACAACAACUCCUGCAAAUCGGUGUGCGACAUCUUCCCCAGCUACUGCCACAACGGGGGACAGUGCUACAUGGUGGAGAAUUUAGGCGCCUUCUGCCGGUGCAACACCCAGGAUUACAUCUGGCACAAGGGCACCCGAUGCGAGUCCAUCAUCACCGACUUCCAGGUGAUGUGCGUGGCCGUGGGCUCGGCGGCCCUGGUGGUGCUGCUGCUCUUCAUGAUGACCGUCUUCUUUGCCAAGAAGCUCUACCUGCUCAAAACCGAGAACACCAAACUGCGCAAGACCAAAUGCGAACUCCAUCAGGAGCCUCCCACAAUGACAACUUCUCCCUGUCCACAAUUGCCGAGGGCUCCCAUCCAAAUGAUGACCCCCACAAGCUUCAGGACCCCUUGAAAUCCUGCCUCAAGGAAGAGGAGUCCUUUAACAUUCAGAACUCGAUGUCAUUAAACCCGACCGAUAGGAGAAGGGGACCCAGGUGACCUGAUUCAGAUUGGUGUCUGCAGAGGCAAGCUGACAUGUAGUGGGAGGGAGGGAGGGAGGGGGGGCUGCAGAGCUUGAACGAGGGGGGUGGGGAGGGGAAGCACGAGAGCCAUUUCCUAUUGUACAAAUCUCAUUUCUUGUAACUGUUUGUUCUGUUUUCUUCUUUGACUUCAUAGCAUGCUUUGAUGUAUUUUGUACAGAAAAGGGAAAAAAAGGAAUAAUACAUGAGAAGAUAAUUCCAAGUGUUUCCUCGAUGAAUUGUGGGUUGUUUGGUAUAUCCCUGUCUGUAUAUUGCCCGGGUUAGCUCCUCCUUCCUUCCCUCCCUCCCUCCCUCCCUCCAGGGGCAGAGGGGCCUUUUAACUUCCCAGGGAAGUUCCUGGAAAACUCCUUCCUGGGAGGGCUGAUGACAAUGACAGCUAGGAUCAAGGUGAGCCCCUCUGGCACCGUACACUGCUGUCGGGGCCACUUGGCUUAGCCUGGGCUGGCAAUAGCAGUCAUGGAUGGGGUUUAAGCCCCCCCUGUGCUUCUGGGCCCCCAGCCAGUGGGCCACAGGAGAUGGGGCCGGGUGGGUGAAAAUCUUGGUCAUGAGCUGAUCGGGCAUCCUGCUCAGAGCCAAGAACCCUCUGCCCCUCCUGCCAGCACCUCAGGGGCCACGGAGCUCAUCUCGCUUCCUGGGGUGCUUGACAGCCCCAAUCCACCCCUGCCUCCUCCUCCUCCUCCUCCCUUCUGUCCCUCUCUUACCCCCUCCCACGCUGUGAUUUCUAACCCUUUGCUGUGACUCGGCUCACUUUCUUUUGGUACUUUUCCCCAGCCUUUUUUGAGAAACGAGUUUAAAAAUGUGAAAAAAAUUAAAGAUCUUGAAAUAAAAAAACACACAUUUUUUUAAAGAGUUAAA